UUGUUUUGAAUUUUGAUUUCAUAAAUAGUCCUGAAAAUUGCAAUUUCAAAUCUAAAAUAUAAAUUCUACAUUUUAAAAUAAUUAUCAAGAAAUGGUUCUGAUUCUAAAAUAUGUGAUUUAGAGUUUUAUUAUAUAGUUUUGCAUGACCAACACCGGGUGUAUGCCAUAGAAUAUGUUCCUUGAGAGUUUAGAAUUCUUAAAACCUUGAAAAUUUUAUCAUUUAAUUACAGCAACAAAACGAGUAAUAUGAAGUAAAAAAUCACAAGGGAUAAUUGAAUCGAACAACAAUAAUAAGCUACCAUGAAUGUUGGGGCGUUUGGUGAGAGGGAGGUAGCUCUCAUUGCAGAUGAGCUGAGUAAUGCAGUGGAGUUGACUCUCAAUCCCACUGUGGCGCACGAAGCAAGGAAACAAGCUUAUACUGCCUGUGAGAGUUUCAAGGACAACUCACCAUGGUGUGCGCAGGCAGGCUUGCUACUGGCCAGCGGGCCCCAAUAUUCACCAGUGGUGAAGCAUUUUGGUCUGCAGUUGAUGGAGCAUACUGUCAAGUACAGAUGGACACAUAUUAGUCAGGCUGAGAAGAUAUUCAUUAAGGAAAAUGCUAUGAAACUCCUGAACAUGGGUGGUUGGGAAAUAGGCCACUUGAAUGAUGCACUAGCUAGAGUGAUAGUUGAGAUGAUAAAACGCGAGUGGCCCCAGCAGUGGUCCACUUUGCUUGCUGAGCUAAGUGACGCUUGCAGUAGGGGCCAUCUGCACACUCAGAUUGUGCUGCACGUGUUCCUGAGAUUAGUGGAGGAUGUUGCUACAUUACAAACAUUAGAACAACAUCAGCGACGCAAGGACAUAUACCAGGCUCUGACAAGCAACAUGGCUGAGAUAUUUGCGUUCUUCAUGCGCCUCAUUGAGUUGCAUGUUCAGGAGUUUAGAGAGAAGACCGCAGCUGGGGACUACGGCGCAGCGGCGAGCAAUGGCCGAGUUGUGCAGGUGGUGCUACUCACCCUGACAGGGUUUGUGGAGUGGGUGUCCACCAAUCAUGUGGUGAGCAACAACGGCAGGCUGCUGGAGAUCCUCUGCAUCCUGCUCAGCGACGACGCCUUCCAACUGCCCGCUGCCGAGUGUCUGCUCCAGAUCGUCAAUAGGAAGGGCUCUACAAAGGAGCGCAAGCCGUUGAUGAUACUGUUCAGCGAGAAUGCCAUCUCGUACAUCCACCGCGCGGCGCUGCAGAGCAUUGGCGCGGUUGAUGAGCCUCACUACUUGUUCCUGAAGAAGCUCUCACAGGUCCUCGCGGGAUUGGCUCAACAACUCACAUCACUGUGGAACUUUGCAACCAACACUGAAACCUGGUUACCACUGCUGUUGGAGACCAUGCUACUGUUAUCAUCACAUCCGUCCCUCACGUUGGCGCAUACGGCCAACUCUAUGUGGCUGGCCUUCCUCAAACACGAGCAGAUCUCCAAGUUGCCACAUGUGUUGGCCAUGGUGCCACGUUGGCUCCAAGCUGCAGCACCUAAAGUUUUGAAGGUGACGUACCCGUCGUCGCGAGUGAGCGGCGUCAACGACGCAGUGUCGUACGCCUGCAUGGACUACGACAGCGAACAGGAGUUCGCCAUCUUCUUCAACCGCUGCAGAACAGAGAUAUUGGAGAGUUUCAGGUAUUGCAUGACGGCCGCGCCGCUAGUGACGUGGUCGUACGUGGAACAAUGGACACAGACGGCUCUGGACAAAGUGGACUCGUGCCCAUUGCAGCUGGACGUCACACAUCCCUUACACGUGGAGUGGGAAGCAUUAGCUCAGGUUCUCGAGGUAGUGCUAUCUCGUUUACUCCAAGCAGAACCUCGUCCCAACGUAGCGGAGGGGCUAAGACUGUUGCAACGUUGCGUGGCUACGGAACCUCGGGCUCCGCUGAUAUUGUCACUUCUCCUGUCCUUCAUAUCCGCGCUCUUCGUGUUCCUCAGCUGUGCUUACAGCCAACUUGCAGGGCCAGGCGUGGGGUCGGCGGGCGCGGAGCUGCUGCCGCGCGUGCUGGACAAGAUCUUCGCGGCCCUGGUGUACGAGGGCACGGCCUCCGAGGACCGCAGCUCGCGGAACGUGAAGAAUGUUCGCAGGCACGCCGCCAGCCUACUCGUCAGACUCGGCUCCAAAUACCCGUUGCUGUUGCUGCCCGUGUUCGGGCGCCUUCACGAGCUGUGUCAGAACACGCUCGCGCGCCCCGACCUCAGCGCCUUGGAGAGUGUCACGUUGCAGGAAGCUCUGUUGCUGGUCUCCAACCACUUCUGUUGCUACGAGCGGCAGAGCGCCCUAGUUGCUCAGGUUCUCGGUGACUGCAGAGAGCGGUGGGCAGCCCUCAGUCCACAUUUACAGUCAGCCGCAGGGUUGGCUCGGCUGGUCGGACUAGACUCCCCAGCCUCUGACGACGACCCUGAAAAGGCACAAGCAAGGCGGACCUUACUCCACGCCCUUACCCUCACUUUGGGGGUUGUGAAACGUACGCAAGUUCCUGCUGACCCCGAUAAGGCUUCACGUGGUGGGUUUAGCGCGGGCGUAACUCCAUCCGGCAACCCAGUAUGGCGGAACCCGUGCGGCGCUCACGUGCUACCGCUGUUCCCGGCCGCCUUGUCCCUCGCGCGGGCGCUACACGAGCUACACUCGCCUCAAGCGGCCUCGCUGCGACACCCGGCGCAUGCGCGCGCGCUGCAACCGCCGCCCGCUGAAAGGCGGAACUUACUGGGCUUGAGGGACGAUGCUCCGCCCACACCCGUGGCCACUCCUCAAGACCGCAUGCAGAAUCUGUUGCAUACGCUGCACGAAAAUGUGUGUGGGCUAGUGGGCGCGGCGGCAGCGUCGCUGGGUCGCGAGUUGUUCGGGGUGGCGAAUCUUGCCGAAGCCCUCGCGCUGUCGCUCCUGGCGGCGCCGGAGACCCUGCCCGACCAUUGGCUGCGACGCGUGCUGCGGGCGGCGCUGAGGCCGCUAAUGCUGCACUGCCCUCCCGCGCAUUAUGCCGAUGUAGCCCUGCCGCUGAUGCGACACCUCGCUCCCAUAAUGCUGGUCCACUUGAACCAGCGCUGGGAGUACGUGACGUCGCUGUACGAGUCGGGCAAGCUGGAGGAGGAGGGCGGCAGCGAGUCGCAGGAGGUGCUGGAGGACAUGCUCGUGCGACACCUCACCAGGGAACACCUGGAGCUGUUGAAGGUGUCUCUAGUGGAAGGUGGCGUGAGCACAGAGCCGUGCACGGACAUGGAGGAAGAGACUCCGCCCACCAACCCGGGCCGAGCUCCGGAACAGGUGUCCGAACUGGGCGCCAUCAUACUAGCUGACCCUGUCGCUGGACCCGCUGUCUUACAUACUAUACUCCGCGCGUUGACUUGGAACGACUCGACGUCAUCGUUACGCGCGUGCGCGCUGGCUUUGCCCGCCUUACGAGCGGCCAUCUCCGCGCACGAAGCCGGCGGCUGUGCGCUGGGCGCGGGCGAGGCCGCCGGUGCCUUGGCGGCCGUGCUGCACGCGCUGCGGCUGCACGGACAGCACGAGGCCAACCAGGCUGCGUUACUGGCACUCGCUGUACAGACGUAUGAAGCGCUACGGCCACGGUUCCCGAACGUCGCGGCGGUGCUGCGCGCUAUUCCGGACGUGGACGCGCACGACCUGCAGAGGCUCGACGAGAAGCUCGCCGCCAAUACCAACAAGCCCGCCAAGAUCGACAAGAGCAAGCGAGACCUCUUCAAGAAGAUCACGUCGAGGUUGAUCGGGCGAAACGUUGGCCAGCUGUUCAAGAAAGAGGUGUUCAUUCUGGACCUGCCUACCAUGAACACACCGAAGGAAAAGCCGCGGAGCGCGGUGGACUCGGCCGAGGGCGCCGGGCUAGAGAAGCUUUUCAAUACUAACGCGCCCACAUAGCGCCGGCCAAGCCUCGCAUACUAGUUUAUAAAUUAAAUAAUAAAUUUUAUCCUCCUCCGUUAUACUAUUUUUCUAUUUGAUGGAUUAGCUUUGGACCUCCGCAAAUUAUCUAUUUGAUCGACCCAUAUCUUACAGAUGGCGUCAUGAAAAGAUACAUAAUUACUUGAUUGCUUUGAAGGUAUGAAAAUCUAAGUUAAUAAAUUCAACGAUCUUAUUUCCACACAAAUUACUAGUCAGUUCCUAAGAAUAAUUUAGCAUACUCAUUUCUCAGGCAAUCCAGAAGAACCACCAGACUAACUUUCAGGUUUUUUCAAACGCCUCAAAAUCAGUGGUCAGGCAGUUCUAAUGCCAUCAUACAGAUUUAAUUAAUACAAAUUGUAAAAGCACUAAUAGGUUGUAUCGGAGUAUUUAAACAUGUAGUAUGCUUUUGUGAAUGGAAUAUAAAUAAUGCGUGACUUAACUCCUCAAAAGUAUGGUUUCUUAAUCUACACAGUCAAGAAAUACAAAAGUUAAUGUUCAUUUCUGUCACCUGUUGUUUUGAACCUUGUGAACUCUUUAGCUUGGCUUAACGGAGUGCCGCGCAACGUUGAAUGGAAAAUAGUAUAACAGAUCGAGAAUAACAAUGUGGAACCAUGCGAACGUGAUUUUUUUAUUUUUAUAUUAAAAUGUAUCUAAAAGAUACGAUAACUUUUUGCUUGCCCAAGUGUUGGUAAUGCGUAUAUUGACUGAUAAAAUAAUAUGAUUAAUGAACUAAAUUAGUUGUAUGGAUUUUACGUAAUUUGUUUUUGGUGUAUUCGCUUCGUAUCUAAAAGGAACCGUCUAAGAUCGAAAUCUAUAGAGUACUUUGCUCAAACUUAAGUUUCCGAAAAAACGAGACGGAUUUAUACCAGCUACAUAACGCUGUCUCCUUUUAACAGUGUCUUAAGUCUGUAAAAAGUGUCUUAAGUCUGUAAACAGUGUCUUAAGUCUGUAAACAGUGUUAAGUCUGAGCAAAGUCAAAGUGUGCUCUAUAAAUCUCAGUCUUAUUGUUCAGCAUUUACGCCUAUAUAGUGUCACGUGAAAUAUAAUAUGGCUUUGCUCCAUACACUGCAUAUUGCCCGCAUCUAUAUCCAACACAAUCCACAUACUCUACAUGUUAAUUGUUAAACAACAAAAGUUGCACGCAAUAAUCUGGAUGCACUUUAACAUCGCUUAAAAUAUAUAUUUGGUUUUAGCAACUUUUUUUGGAAAUUAACACUUUGACUGACUGAUACUUUGUUUGUAUACUGAUUUGUUAAAAUUAUGUAUGUGUUCCUGAACCUGAUAAUGUACGUUUACUAUUUUUAUACAGUACAAGUGUAAAUCAAAAAUUUAUAACACCACCGACAAGUGACGGUUAUAGUAACUAGAAAAAAGC
Maniola jurtina (meadow brown) is the source of this 5287-nucleotide messenger RNA. RefSeq names its product exportin-5 (gene Ranbp21). Bases 301 to 3891 code for a protein of 1196 amino acids. Lineage: Eukaryota; Metazoa; Arthropoda; Insecta; Lepidoptera; Nymphalidae. Gene Ontology annotation, molecular function: nuclear export signal receptor activity; small GTPase binding; RNA binding. Gene Ontology annotation, cellular component: nucleus; RNA nuclear export complex; cytoplasm. The transcript is spliced from 21 exons. Gene Ontology annotation, biological process: RNA export from nucleus; protein export from nucleus. The record is from RefSeq and is a predicted model, not a curated record.